Messenger RNA from Photinus pyralis (common eastern firefly), 978 nucleotides. Its product is annotated as trypsin alpha-4-like. The record is from RefSeq and is a predicted model, not a curated record. Gene Ontology annotation, molecular function: serine-type endopeptidase activity. The transcript is spliced from 4 exons. Gene Ontology annotation, biological process: proteolysis. Lineage: Eukaryota; Metazoa; Arthropoda; Insecta; Coleoptera; Lampyridae. The coding region runs from base 112 to 882 and encodes 256 amino acids.
AUUGCAUAUUCAAGAUAAUGUAAGGAAAUCUAAUCUAACCACCUCACAUAAGCACUUGAGAAUGGUAUAUAAGGGAAAUGAGAGACGAUAUGGUCACCUUUUAGCAGCAACAUGUUGAAAAUUGUGCUGAUUGCAGCGCUCGCCGCACUUACCGUUGAAGCAAGUCCGAGGUUCCACGCCGGCUUGCGACGACUAGACGGAAAAAUUGUCGGCGGUGCAGAUGCUAUUAUUGAAGAUUAUCCCCACCAAGUUUCACUGGAAGCUUUCGACAGACACAGUUGUGGUGGAUCCAUCAUUGCUCGCAACCUGAUUUUAACCGCUGCUCACUGCACACACAACAAAGAUGCUCAAUUCCUGAAUAUUCGCUAUGGUACUAGCUUGAGAAACCAAGGCGGUACUGUUGUGGCAAUCGCCGAAAUUCACGAUCAUCCCAACUACGAUCCUGUCACCACCGACUUCGACAUCUCAGUGUUGAAAUUGAGUAGCGACAUCGAUCUUUCACACACGGCACAAAUCAUUCCAAUGAUUUCCGUGAACGCUCAAGAAGGAGGUCGUACGGCGUUAGUGACCGGCUGGGGAGCUCUCUAUACCGAUGGACCCUCGCCCAAACAGUUGCAAGUUGUUGAGCUCAAAGAAGAAGAUCGAAAAGCGUGUAAUAAGGCAUACGAAGGUGAAAUCACGGAAAGAAUGAUUUGCUUCAUGAACCCAGGUCAAGACGCCUGCCAGGGAGAUUCCGGCGGCCCGCUUAUCUCUAAUGGUGUCCAGAUCGGUGUCGUUUCGUGGGGCUACGACUGCGCUGAUCCAUUGUACCCCGGAGUUUUUGCAGAUCUCGCAAAUGUGCAGAUCAGAGAUCAUAUUGAUGGAAUUGUAGAAAUGAAAUAAGGGUAAAGACCGUACGAUUGUUCGCGUGUUAGAAAUUAGUUUCGCACAACCUAACAUGUACCUAUUCUGUAAAAUAAUUCAACACCUGUUGAGAAA